Molecule: messenger RNA, 1146 nt
Organism: Anopheles coustani
Lineage: Eukaryota; Metazoa; Arthropoda; Insecta; Diptera; Culicidae
Exons: 2
Coding region: 1-1146 (381 amino acids)
Biological process (GO): detection of chemical stimulus involved in sensory perception of smell; sensory perception of smell
Cellular component (GO): plasma membrane
Molecular function (GO): odorant binding; olfactory receptor activity
Source: RefSeq, a predicted model, not a curated record
AUGGAGGCGCCUGGUCAGCCGUCGAAAAUCUGUUUCCUCCGUUGGGUCGAGUGGAUGGACAUGACCAACGGGAUCAACCUAUUCGAGCGCUCACGCUACGGGAGCGUCUUCACCGGAGUUUUCUGGGUGUUGCAGACGAUGCAGCUGCUUAUCGCAUACAAUUUUUUCAUCGUUUGUACGGUGACGAGCUCGCUGGAGGAAUUUUCCAUUCAGUUCAAUCAGUUCGGAGGAAUCUUGCUGACAUUCUCACGCCUCAUUUGCAUCCAAUAUAACCGUAAAAACCUUCAGAAGACAGCCGCGUUUGUAAACGCCUCAAAGUUUCACCACCUAAACGAAAGGGCGGACGUAAUCUACACGAAAACCCUCCACGUCGCCAAACGCCUGUUGUCGACGCUGUUGGCUAUUCAGUUGGUGACCAUAGCGUUCUGGUUUCUGCAGAACGAAUACCAGGCACGCCAGACGGAUGUUCUGCUCCCCAUGGUGUCCUACCUUCCGUUUGAUCCCACCCACUGGUCGGCGGGGGCCAAGUUCGCGUUCCGGGUGAGUUUCUACGUCGCCAACACCCAGCUCAUGAUGGUCUUCUUCGGCAGCUACAUCAUCACCAGCUGCUACCUGCUGACGAUGACCAUCGAGCUGCGUAUCCUAAACGGCUCGUACGCGACUGCUCCGACUAACCCGGACCAGUUGGUUUCCUUCUUCCGGGAACGGGUCGUCUACAAGCAGGAGCUGCUGGAGCACAUCGGCAUCAUCAAGCGCCAGAUGAACUUUAGCACGCUCUUCGAACUGGUGUUCAUCGUGUGCCUGCUGACGAUCAACGCGCUGCGGAUCUGCAUGACGUCCAGCAAUCUCAGUGAGGUGGCCCUGUCUACUAGCAUGAUCCUGAUCUACGUGCUUGAGCUGUUCCAGUACUGCUGGCAGGUGGACGAGAUCGAACUGUUGCACGAGCUCCAGGCGUUCGCCAUUUACUCAACGCCUUGGUACCAUGGCGCUCAAAAGACGAAGGCUCUACUCCUGAUCACGAUCAGGAUGUCUCAAAUGCCCUUGCGCUUUGUGUGCGGUGGAAUGUACCGUUUGUCAACCGAGCUGUUCGCAAGCGUGAUACAGUUUAUCUACUCGCUAGUUACGAUGUUGUUGCAAUUUAAAUGA